This is a messenger RNA of Colletes gigas, 711 nucleotides long. It is a transcript of the gene CPR27, whose product is annotated as alpha/beta-gliadin clone PW1215-like. Gene Ontology annotation, cellular component: chitin-based extracellular matrix. Bases 1 to 711 code for a protein of 236 amino acids. Gene Ontology annotation, molecular function: structural constituent of chitin-based larval cuticle. The record is from RefSeq and is a predicted model, not a curated record. NCBI's taxonomy places the organism in Eukaryota, Metazoa, Arthropoda, Insecta, Hymenoptera, Colletidae. The transcript has 4 exons.
AUGCGUCUUCCCGUGUUGUCUCUCUUGUUUUGCGCUGGCCUUGCGCUCGCCCAGCACAAUCAAUACGCUGUGCCCACACCGGUGCCCAUUUUGAAGCAAAUAAACAAGCAUAAUGGAGAUGGAAGCUACAGCUACGGCUACGAGGCAGCGGACGGUUCGUACAAGAUCGAAUCGAAGUAUCCGACUGGCGAAGUGUAUGGAAAAUACGGUUUCGUCGACGAUACCGGAAGCGUUCGUGAGAUCGAAUACGGAGCAUCCAGACGCGGUUUCGAGCCAGUUGGUCCUGGAAUAAACGUGCCCCCGCCAACCCUGAGAGGCAACAGCAUCGGUGAGCCGAACGAACCCGUGGACGACGGCCAAUACAAAGAGGAUCCUUCCAUUUAUUAUACCGAUCCUCGGUACACAAACGGAGAACGCUACGAGCCGCUUCCUCGUCAACCCCCUGUUCAGAAUACACCGCGGCCAAUUCCUGCACCGAUCUACAACCCACCCAGGUAUCCCACGCAAGUGCAGUACCAGCAGCCGAAGCCGCAGUAUCAGCCAGAAUAUCGACCGCAGUACGGAUCUCAGUAUCAACCACAAUAUCAGGGCCAACAACAACGCUCCUCGUAUCCCGUCUCGUCGGUACAAAGCGGAAUUCAGGGUCGACCAGCGCCCAAUGUCGAUCCCAAUGCCGGGUUAGCCUCUUACACGGUUAAUUACAGGCGAUAA